This is a messenger RNA of Diaporthe citri, 1233 nucleotides long. RefSeq lists its product as uncharacterized. The transcript has 3 exons. Bases 1 to 1233 code for a protein of 410 amino acids. Gene Ontology annotation, cellular component: ribosome; mitochondrial small ribosomal subunit. The record is from RefSeq and is a predicted model, not a curated record. Gene Ontology annotation, biological process: translation. NCBI's taxonomy places the organism in Eukaryota, Fungi, Ascomycota, Sordariomycetes, Diaporthales, Diaporthaceae. Gene Ontology annotation, molecular function: structural constituent of ribosome.
AUGAUAUUAAGGAAUUUGGGUCUGCGGCACUGCCGACAGGCUUUUGCCGCGCCAGUAAGGCGAUCAUGUCUCCAGCAAGCAGCCCUCUCGACAGGCGACAAGAGACCGCCAUUGCGAACGACUUUCGCUGAGCCCCCUCCACCUCCUCCUGGCCCAGAAGCCUUCUACCGGAGCGGAGAAGCAGCAGGAGCACCCCCGACCCUGUCCUCAUCCAAGCCCGCGGCCCAUGACCUGCAAGACGCCACCGAGCGCUCGACGAGCUCGACCACAGGCUACUCGCCCCCGACCAGGACGGUCAUCAACAGCAAGCACGUCUCCGCGCCUGUCGACGAGUCCAUAGCCCAGAACUACCGCAAGUUCACGAAGAUGCAGUCCGCGAUCGGCAGCGUGGGGUCGGUGGUGGAGGAGCGCUUCGACCCGUCGUCGCUGCUGCGCGACCCCCCGAAGCCCGAGGACGUGACACUGGAGCUGCUCAUGGCCUCGCAGACGCACAUGGGCCACCACACGAGCCUGUGGAACCCGGCCAACCAGCGGUACAUCUACGGCGCGCGGGCGGGGAUCCACAUCAUCAGCCUAGAGGAGACGGCGGCGGCGCUGCGGCGGGCGGCCCGCGUCGUCGAGGAGGUCGCGUACCUGGGCGGGCUGAUGCUCUUCGUGGGGAACCGCAAGGGCCAGAUGGAGGUGACGGCGCGGUCGGCCGAGAUGGCGGGCGCGUGCCACCUGUUCAGCAGGUGGGUGCCGGGGACGAUCACCAACCGCGACCAGAUCCUCGGGCGUGGGGGGCUGCAUGUUGUUGAUGAGAGGGAUAAGCCGCUGCAAGGGUUCGAGGGCCACCUCACCGAGCGCAGGCCGCUGAUGCCCGAGCUCGUCGUCGUGCUCAACCCGCUUGAGAACUACACCAUGCUGCAGGAGUGCGCGCAGGAGAACAUCCCCACCAUCGGGCUGAUCGACACGGACGCGGACCCGACGCAGGUCACGUAUGUGAUACCGGGCAACGACGACAGUCUCCGAUCCGUAAGCGUCAUCGCCGGCGUGCUGGGGCGGGCGGGCGAGCGCGGCCAGGCGCGGCGAAAGGCGGAUGCAAACAAGGGCGUCUGCACGUGGAGGAACCAGCCCGACAUCGAGAAGUGGAUGCAGGACGAGAGGGCCAAGGCGGGCAACGCGGCGCAGGCCGAGCGCGAGGCGGAGGGGGCGGGUGCCCGGAGCGAGGGUGGCAUGCGUUCGAUCUUCUAG